AUGAAAUACAGUCAGCCCCGUGUACCUGUUCUUUAUGGUCCUCAAAUUCCUUGGCAAGAUCGUGAUGACACUCAAGAACAAUAUAGUCGAGCUCUUCUCACACUUUUCGUACCUUGGUGCACCGUUACGGAUCUUUGUGAUGCCAAUCAAACAUGGGAAUAUGCAUUGAAAUCUCGACAAAAUCUUAUAUCUAAUCAUUCAUGGAAGAUUAUAGAAAAUAUUGAACUUUUACAUGAAUGUAAAAAGGAUCGUGAUGAACAUUUACUUCAAGUUAUUGCUGAAGCUCAAGUCGACAAUGACGCAAUUGAUCCUAUACUUCUGCCAGCAAAUCAAGAUGUUAGUGAUGAACACAAUAUUGACAAUAAUGACGACUUGCUCGAACUUCUAGGCAAUUUAGAUGAAUACACAACUACUACAGCUAAUGCCAUCAAAAAGUCAACGGAAAGUAAAUAUAUGGAAGAAAUUAUCACAUCAGUCGAAAAUGUCAGACGAUUUACUCAUGUGAACAAAUAUGGGCAACCACUUUCAAAUGAAUUCGUCCGCCCUACAGAUCAACAAAUUGCACCGUUAGUUUCUGCAACACCUAAACUUAUUCAACUCAAUACAAAGUAA
Molecule: messenger RNA, 612 nt
Organism: Rotaria sp. Silwood2
Lineage: Eukaryota; Metazoa; Rotifera; Eurotatoria; Philodinida; Philodinidae
Source: the annotation of a GenBank genome assembly